AUGAUUUUUCAAAAGGGGGUGGUUUACAACGAUGGCUCGCGUGGUUUGAGAUGCAUGGAGCCCUACAGGCCCUGGCGAAACGGGUCCCUGGUGUAUGAGUAUAUGAGGAAGGUCAGUUUGGUUGGCCUAACUGGAAACAUUUCCUUCAACGAACAUGGCUACAGGCAGUAUUUCAAUCUCGACCUUCUAUCGCUUGAACUUAAUAGGCCCCUCAAAAAAAUAGGAUAUUGGACUGAGGCCAGUGGUGUUAUCAUUGAUAAACACAACGGAACAAGCCGUGUUGAUCAUGGAGCAAAUGCCUCUUACAUUGUCACAACAGUUAUGGAGUCGCCGUACCUUAUGCUGAAGAGGAAGUUGGUUGGCGAUGAAGGGAAGGCUAUAACAGGCAAUGACAGGUACGACGGAUUUUGCGCCGACCUGGCUAUCUUCCUGUCCCAGAUCGUCAACUUCACUUACGUCCUCCAGGAAGUUAAGGAUAAAAAGUACGGAGCCGAACUCCCAGAUGGAAGUUGGAAUGGGAUGAUCGGCGAACUUAUAAGAGAGGAAGCCGACCUGGCCAUCGCACCCCUCACGAUCUCAUCCGUUCGGGAACGUGUCGUCGACUUCAGCAAGCCCUUCAUGAAUCUAGGCAUCUCCAUCAUGAUCAAGAAACCGGAGAAACAAAAACCGGGCGUCUUCAGCUUCAUGGAUCCAAUCGAUAACGACAUCUGGACUUGCAUCUGCUUCUCCUACCUUGGCGUCAGUUUCACGUUGUACUUCGUCUGCAGGUUCAGUCCGUACGAAUUUUGUUCAAAGAGCAAACACAAGAGAGAUUUCACGCUUCGUAACAGUCUCUGGUUCGCCUUGGGAGCCUUCAUGCAGCAAGGAGUGGGUUUGUCGCCCAAGUCCAUAUCCGGUCGUUUGAUAGGGAGCAGCUGGUGGUUUUUCACGCUGAUCAUCAUUUCGUCUUAUACGGCCAACCUUGCAGCUUUCUUGACAGUCGAGCGAAUGCUGACCCCCAUCAACUCGGCGGAUGAACUGGCCAAACAGAAUGAAAUCCUCUACGGAACUUUAGACUCCGGGUCGAGCAAGGCGUUUUUUAUGAAUUCCAACAUAUCAACAUUCAAAACAAUGUGGGCUAAUAUGCUAGCACACGAAUCAAGCGUAUUUGUGAAGACCAUUGACGAAGGAGUUGCCAAGGUUCGAACAUCCAAAGGCAGAUACGCCUUCUUACUUGAGUCAACCAUGAACGACUACCACAAUCAGCGGAAACCAUGCAACACGAUGAAAGUGGGGGAGGACUUGGACUCCAAGGGCUACGGGGUAGCUACCCCUAUUGGUCACGUGCUCAAAGUGCCAAUAGGCCUUGCAGUUCUUCACCUGAAAGAGCAUGGAACCCUCCAGAAGCUUGCCAAAAAAUGGUGGUACGACAAGGGAGAAUGUCCCGCUGAUGCAGACAGCAAGGGUGGUGGAUCCUUCCAGAGUGCGCUAACACUUAGUAACGUUGCGGGGAUAUUUUACAUUUUAAUCAGCGGACUUGGGCUCUCGAUGGUCGUUUCUCUAUUAGAGUUUUUAACGAAAACAUUUCGAGAGGCUAGAAAACAGAAGGUAAUUUUGUUUAUCAUUUACCAAAAAUAA
Messenger RNA from Helobdella robusta, 1617 nucleotides. RefSeq lists its product as hypothetical. Lineage: Eukaryota; Metazoa; Annelida; Clitellata; Rhynchobdellida; Glossiphoniidae. The record is from RefSeq and is a predicted model, not a curated record. Gene Ontology annotation, biological process: modulation of chemical synaptic transmission; monoatomic ion transport; synaptic transmission, glutamatergic. The transcript is spliced from 13 exons. Gene Ontology annotation, molecular function: transmitter-gated monoatomic ion channel activity involved in regulation of postsynaptic membrane potential; glutamate-gated receptor activity. Gene Ontology annotation, cellular component: plasma membrane; postsynaptic membrane. Bases 1 to 1617 code for a protein of 538 amino acids.